Molecule: messenger RNA, 309 nt
Organism: Xyrichtys novacula (pearly razorfish)
Lineage: Eukaryota; Metazoa; Chordata; Actinopteri; Labriformes; Labridae
Source: the annotation of a GenBank genome assembly
AUGUUUCACCGCCUGACAUGCCUGCUCCUCAUGAAUAAUGCAGGCUGGAUGGGUCCCCCGUUCUCCUCUUAUCAUGAAGCCGAGGGCUCCGAUUUGUCACACUCUCCAAAAAAACGAGGCAUGCUUCUACCAUGCCCUCGCACACACACACACACACAUUCACUCACAAGUACUCCUGCACCAACUCUGAACCUGGUAAAUAAGGUAAAAUUUGCUGUUUUACUCUCACUCAGUCUCCCACAUACAGAGGAAGAGAGGAACAUUUGGGAGAUACGAGUGUUUUUGAGUCAUGCAGGAGUUUUGUUGUGA